AUGAAUGCAUUCAACUUAACGGAGCCCCGGGUGCCAGACUAUUACGCAGACCUUGGAUUGGAACAGCAAGCAAAUUUUCAAGACAUCAAAGUGGCCUUUUUCAGACUAGCGAAAGCGCAUCACCCCGAUAAAAAGGCCCCGGGCAAGUCCCAUCGACGCCCAAGAAUUAAGGAAGCGUACGAGUGUCUGAGAGAUAAGGCAAGGCGUUUGGCGUACGACGAAUUCUACUUCGACCUACGAGACCAGUGGGCCAGAUAUCGGGAGUGGCAAGACACUCAGCGCAGAAAUGAAGAACAGAAACGAGCCGAGGAAGAUGCAAGACAAAGGAGAGCCACCGAGGCCGAGCGAGCGCGGAGGAUGGAAGCAGAGCACCGUGCUGCCGAGGAAAGAGCCGAACAAGAGAAGAAAGCAGCAGAAGCUGCGAGGGCACAGAGAAUGGAAGAAGAGAAUCGAGCCGCCAGAGAGAAGGAAGAGCGCGGGCGGAAGAAGGACGAGAGAGAAAGACAAGCUGAAGAGCGUUCUCGAGAAGCUGCACGGAAAGCGCGAGAGCAACAUGAACUGGCGGCUAAAGCAAGGCUACGCCGAGAGAAGGAAAGAGAAGCAGGAGAAAGGUCUACCGAAGUAGCAAGGAGAAACAGGGUCGAGCGGGAACGAGUGGCAAAGGGGCGAUUGAAGAACACUUUGAUUCAGGAGAAGCAAGACACCAUCCGUCACAAUUGGGCGACGAUGCGGGCAGCAGCAGAACGUCAAGAAGCUGAGCGACCGCAAGCACGACCGCCGACUUCACGAUCUCCGGAGUGCUCUCAUCCACAGUUAGGCUGGCAGAGAAAGACCGGUAGGGCCACCUUUUGCAGCUUCAAUAUCCUGGGCUCAAAGACCUCAGGACUAAGUCCUAAACACUCGGGCAUCCUCUCUACUCUUAGGCGUCAAUCUCAAGAGGAUGGAGCAGGCUAUGACGCCCCUAUCCGGACCAUAACUUGGGCUCCUUCGAUACGCGCUGACGCUUCCCUGCCGAUUCGUCAGUAA
Molecule: messenger RNA, 1026 nt
Organism: Verticillium dahliae VdLs.17
Lineage: Eukaryota; Fungi; Ascomycota; Sordariomycetes; Glomerellales; Plectosphaerellaceae
Exons: 4
Coding region: 1-1026 (341 amino acids)
Source: RefSeq, a predicted model, not a curated record